Molecule: messenger RNA, 2378 nt
Organism: Myotis brandtii (Brandt's bat)
Lineage: Eukaryota; Metazoa; Chordata; Mammalia; Chiroptera; Vespertilionidae
Gene: GPR85
Product: G protein-coupled receptor 85
Exons: 2
Coding region: 609-1721 (370 amino acids)
Biological process (GO): G protein-coupled receptor signaling pathway
Cellular component (GO): plasma membrane
Molecular function (GO): G protein-coupled receptor activity
Source: RefSeq, a predicted model, not a curated record
CGCAGGCGCCGCCGAGCCCUGCCUGGAUGCUCAGUCAAAGCACUAAGGCCAAAAAAAAUAAAAAAUAAAAAAUAAUCAGCAAUUUAUAGAAAGAAGAAGCUAUAGUCUGUCGGGAUGCCCAACACCAACAGGUAGGAGGCCAUCCUCUCGGUUAAGUUUGCGGGGAGGAGGGCUCACAGUGUCGAUGAAACUGCAGGUUCGCCAGGAAAGCGCUCCCCCUCCCCCCCCAGGUGGGUUUUUUUUUUGUUUUGUUUUGUUGUGUGUGUGUUUUUUUUUACAAUAAACUACAUAAUGGAAGUACAUUCAGACAAUGCAUCUUCAGUCGGGCUUAUUCAAAGCUCCAUUUUUGGAAAGCGUUGCAAGACUGAGGACUAUCAGCCUGCGAGCCGCCGGAAACAGUUCCCUUGCAGCACAGAAACAAUCUUCUCGCACCAUCUUCGCAUAUUCUGAUGGCAAAUCAAAUGGAAGAAAAGAGGAAGCAUGACAGCAGAUUGGAUCGAUUCUCUUUGUGGAUUACAUUUGCAGUAAAAUGUAUGGGUCUGUCUUUUCCUUGUUCUAUCUAGAUCAUGAGACUUGACUAAGGCUGUAUCUUUAUCCUCCAUCCAUCUAUGGCGAACUAUAGCCAUGCAGCUGACAACAUUUUGCAAAAUCUCUCCCCUCUAACAGCCUUUCUGAAACUGACUUCCUUGGGUUUCAUAAUAGGAGUCAGUGUGGUGGGCAACCUUCUGAUUUCCAUUUUGCUGGUGAAAGAUAAGACCUUGCAUAGAGCACCUUACUACUUCCUGUUGGACCUUGGCUGUUCUGAUGUCCUCAGAUCUGCAAUUUGUUUUCCAUUUGUAUUCAACUCUGUCAAAAAUGGCUCUACCUGGACGUAUGGGACUCUGACUUGUAAAGUGAUUGCCUUUCUGGGGGUUCUGUCCUGUUUCCACACUGCUUUCAUGCUCUUCUGCAUCAGUGUCACCAGAUACUUAGCUAUCGCCCAUCAUCGCUUUUAUACAAAGAGGCUGACUUUUUGGACGUGCCUGGCUGUGAUCUGCAUGGUGUGGACUCUGUCGGUGGCCAUGGCGUUUCCCCCAGUUUUAGAUGUGGGCACUUACUCAUUCAUUAGGGAGGAAGAUCAAUGCACCUUCCAACACCGCUCCUUCAGGGCCAACGAUUCCUUAGGAUUUAUGCUGCUCCUUGCUCUCAUCCUCCUAGCCACACAGCUUGUCUACCUCAAGCUGAUAUUUUUUGUCCACGAUCGAAGGAAAAUGAAGCCAGUUCAGUUUGUAGCAGCGGUCAGCCAGAACUGGACUUUUCACGGCCCCGGAGCCAGCGGCCAGGCAGCUGCCAAUUGGCUGUCGGGAUUUGGAAGGGGCCCCACACCACCUACCUUGCUGGGCAUCAGGCAAAAUGCAAACCCCACGAGCAGAAGAAGGCUAUUGGUCUUAGAUGAAUUCAAAAUGGAAAAAAGGAUCAGCAGAAUGUUCUACAUAAUGACUUUUCUCUUCCUAACCUUGUGGGGCCCCUACCUGGUAGCCUGCUAUUGGAGAGUUUUUGCAAGAGGGCCGGUAGUACCGGGAGGAUUUCUAACAGCUGCUGUCUGGAUGAGUUUUGCCCAAGCAGGAAUCAAUCCUUUUGUCUGCAUUUUCUCCAACAGGGAGCUGAGACGCUGUUUCAGCACAACCCUUCUUUACUGCAGAAAAUCCAGGUUACCAAGGGAACCUUACUGUGUUAUAUGAAGGAGCAUCUGUAAAUCUUUAGCCUUCUGAAACACUGACCUUCUCUCUUAAGCAACUGUGGCCUGUAGCCAUAUCUUGAGAAGAAAAUCAAGAAUGGGAUUAGUGGUUAUAGGGAUUUGGGGGACUUUCUGCAGUCUUUGCAAUUGUUCACCGAUAAUCCUAUUUUAAAUCUCAGAGUGGUCCUGCUGACUGCCCAUGGAGGUUUGAUAUUGAGAAAGGACUGAACCACUGCCCUAAGUUUCUUUAUGUGGUUGAAAACUAGGUAAUGAAAUUAGCAGGUGCUAAGUAUCAGUGCUAAAUGCUGUGUAUAUCACUACUUAUGAAAAAACAUUUCAAAAAAAAACUAGCAUUGGACAUCUUAAUAAGUUAAGUUGACUUGAGGUAAAUAUGUUGAUAAAAACUAAUUUUAGAAGUUUGAAGAGUUUAAAACAUUUCAUACUAUUAUUGUUUUGCAAAUACUAAAAUACUUGGGGACUUAAAGUACCAUCAUCCACUAAAGAUAUGCCAUGAAUUAUUGAAUUGUGACAUUUAAAAAAAUCAUCUUGUAAGUUUGGAGGUGCAUUCCAAAGCAGUAUAUUGGUUCCAAUUAGAGUUUACUUUUUUAAAAAAAAAAUGUGUUUAUUGAUUUUUAGAGAGAAAGGAAAAGGGAGGGAUAGA